Molecule: messenger RNA, 2439 nt
Organism: Lithohypha guttulata
Lineage: Eukaryota; Fungi; Ascomycota; Eurotiomycetes; Chaetothyriales; Trichomeriaceae
Gene: ACO2
Product: aconitate hydratase
Exons: 2
Coding region: 1-2439 (812 amino acids)
Biological process (GO): tricarboxylic acid cycle
Cellular component (GO): cytosol; mitochondrion
Molecular function (GO): 4 iron, 4 sulfur cluster binding; aconitate hydratase activity
Source: RefSeq, a predicted model, not a curated record
AUGCAGCCACGAACACCCUUACUGCGCGCGACCGCGCAAAGGGUACGAUGUCCACUCGAUUUGGGUAGUCGUCGACAGUAUGCUCAGCAUGCGAACACGGGCCAUGGCACUGCACGAAGACGAGCCGCUAUACCACCAUAUCAGAAGAUCUUGCGAGGUUUCGAAGAUGUGCGAUCAGUAUUGGGUGAAUCGCGGAAGCUCACUCUGGCUGAGAAGAUCCUGUACGCACAUCUGGACAAUGUCGAAGAGAGCUUGCUCGAGAACACAAACAACGGCAAAAACAUACGCGGAAAUGCUAAUCUCAAGCUCAAACCUGAUCGCGUUGCAAUGCAGGAUGCCUCAGCCCAAAUGGCAAUACUUCAGUUCAUGACCUGCGACUUGCCCUCCACAGCCGUCCCUGCGAGCAUACACUGUGACCACAUGAUUGUAGGCGAGAAAGGUGCUGACACGGACCUACCCAACAGCAUAGCUGGAAACAAAGAAGUAUAUGACUUCCUAGAAACAGCAGCUAAACGAUAUGGAAUCGAGUUCUGGCCCCCUGGUGCUGGCAUUAUCCACCAGACUGUUCUCGAGAACUAUUCGGCGCCUGGCCUGAUGAUGCUGGGUACUGACAGUCACACCCCAAAUGCAGGCGGUCUAGGAGCCAUAGCCAUUGGAGUAGGUGGUGCCGAUGCUGUGGACGCAUUGGUAGAUGCACCCUGGGAGCUCAAAGCACCGAAAAUCCUAAACGUGCGUUUGGAGGGCAAGCUUAGUGGCUGGGCUAGUCCCAAAGACGUGAUUCUACGGCUUGCCGGUCUGCUGACAGUAAGAGGCGGAACUGGCAGUAUUAUCGAGUACUCAGGGCCUGGUGUAGACACACUCAGUGCGACCGGUAUGGCCACCAUCACAAACAUGGGUGCUGAAGUGGGUGCCACCACAAGUAUCUUUCCUUUCGCUGAAAACCAUGUUCCCUACCUAAAGGCUACCGGACGAUCCUCGAUCAUAGACGCCGUGAAGGGCAUUGCCUAUGGCAACGAGUCAUACAAUUUUCUGCGCCCAGAUUCAGGAUGUGAGUACGACGAGCAGGUCGUAAUUGACCUUUCCACCCUCGAACCCCACAUUAAUGGUCCUUUCACUCCCGAUUUAUCUACACCUCUGUCAAAGUUCAAAGAAGCCGUGGAGGUGAACAGAUGGCCCAAGACGUUUGGUGCUGGCUUGAUUGGCAGCUGUACCAAUAGUUCUUUCGAAGACAUGACAAGAGCCGAGGAUCUGGUCAAACAGGCACAAGCAGCUGGUCUACGGCCCAAGGCUGACUUCUUCAUAACUCCUGGCUCCGAACAAAUUCGAGCAACCUUAGAAGAGAGCUCAACAUUGGACACAUUUUCCAAGGCUGGUGGUACUGUCCUGGCCAAUGCCUGUGGUCCUUGUAUCGGUCAGUGGAAGAGAACAGACGGAGUCAAAAAGGGCCAAGAGAAUGCCAUCCUCUGCUCCUAUAACCGCAACUUUCCUGGGCGGAACGACGGUAAUGGAAAGACCAUGUCCUUCCUCGCUUCGCCAGAAAUAGUUACUGCUAUGGCCUAUUCCGGAUCUACAGAAUUCAAUCCUCUGACAGACACGAUCCCUAUGCCAGGUGGCAAGACCUUCAAGUUUGAGCCCCCAACCGGAAGCCGGUUGCCUGGCUCCGGCUUCGCAAUUGGCAACCCGGCCUUCUUGCCCUCUUCGGCUGAACCAGACUCUAGUGUACAGGUCGUUGUCGAUCCUCAAUCAGACCGGUUAGCCUUGUUGGAUCCCUUCCCACCCUACGGCCAAGGUGAGUUGAAAGGGCUAAAGGUGCUAUACAAAGUCAAAGGGCAAUGCACAACUGAUACCAUCUCUGCAGCUGGGCCGUGGCUGAAGUACAAAGGCCACCUGCCUAACAUUUCUGAAAACACUUUGAUUGGUGCUGUGAAUGCGGAGACAGGUGAGACCAAUGUGGCCUACGAUGCUGAUGGGACGAAUAUGUCUAUCCCUGAAUUGGGCAAAAAAUGGAAGCAACAAGGGCAGCAGUGGAUUGUGGUAGCUGAGGACAACUACGGUGAAGGAUCAGCAAGAGAGCAUGCUGCUUUACAACCUCGUUAUCUGGGUGGUCGUAUUAUCCUCGCCAAGUCAUUUGCACGAAUCCAUCAGACCAACCUGAAAAAGCAAGGUGUGAUACCUUUGACGUUUACGCAGAAAGAGGACUACGAUAAGAUCUCUGCCAAUGAUGAGAUAGAGACCAGCGGACUUUGGGACGUGCUGCAAAACGGUGGAGAGGGUCAUAUCAAGAUACUGGUUCACAAAAGAAGUGGUGAAGUUGUCGAAAUUCCUGUGGAACACACUCUCAGUAAGGAUCAAUGCGGAUUUGUAUUGGCUGGAAGUGCGCUGAACGUCCUCGCUAAAAAGACCAAGCCUGCAGCUGAGCAACCUACAACAGAUUCAUGA